Amorphotheca resinae ATCC 22711 is the source of this 3045-nucleotide messenger RNA. RefSeq lists its product as hypothetical. The record is from RefSeq and is a predicted model, not a curated record. Gene Ontology annotation, molecular function: protein binding; guanyl-nucleotide exchange factor activity. Lineage: Eukaryota; Fungi; Ascomycota; Leotiomycetes; Helotiales; Amorphothecaceae. Gene Ontology annotation, biological process: septin ring organization; establishment of cell polarity; intracellular signal transduction. The transcript is spliced from 5 exons. Bases 1 to 3045 code for a protein of 1014 amino acids. Gene Ontology annotation, cellular component: nucleus; division septum; cytoplasm.
AUGUCAUCUGGCUCCGUCGCCAUCUCCAUGGCCCACGCCCACGGACCACUCACUCGGACAAACACUGCGCCUGUCUUCACCACCACCGUACCCGGGAGUACAAGUACUACACCCCCCACUGGUUUACGACAGACAAUGAGCCAUGCCUCCAGAUCCUCCCAGAUGUCGGGGUCGACGGCGUAUACGUCCUCGUCUUCGACCUCCCUCUCCUCGAUGACCAGCUCGUCAACCCUGAUGCCUCCAGCCAAUGGCGGAGCUGUCGUUGCGACGAAUAAUAUCAUCAAUCAGCGGGCAGAUGCGUCCCGGUCUCUCUAUCAGAUAUGCGUCAAUUUACGGCAGAGGUUAUCUCAGGUGCCGGGAUUUAGUAUACAUCUCAGCGAUUCGGACGAUGAAGACGAGGGGGAGGACAUGGAUCCCGUUUCGUCGCUGUGGAGGUGUUUGCGGAAGGGAACGCCCUUGAUGACUAUCUAUAAUUCUCUCCAACCGGCGGAGCCAUUGCAGAUGGACGAGGCAACUGCCGCGAAGAACCCCAAAAAGCCCGCAUUCAAAUUCGUGGAGGCCUGUUUAAGGGACUUGAAACUCCCUCCCGGUGAAUGUUUUACUCUAUCAGAUCUGUUUGGUGAUGAUACGACAGGCUUCGUCAAGGUCACCCAAGUUAUAAACUUUGUACUCGAUAAUGCCGAACAGCGGGGCCUCCUUUUGACAUCAGAGAAAGAAGAUGUUGCGCCGACUGUGCCGGCGGGGUCUCAAAUGAGCUAUCGAGACCACGUCGUCCGUGAGCUCGUAGAUACCGAGCGCAAAUACGUCCAGGAUCUCGAAAACUUACACGAGCUUAAGAAGAAAAUCGAGCAGAAGGGCGUCAUUCCUGGCGACGUGGUUCAUGACAUUUUUCUUAAUAUCAACGCUAUUUUGGAUUUCCAAAGGAGAUUUCUCAUCAAGAUCGAGACCACCAAUUCCCAACCGGAGGAUCGACAAGAAUGGGGUCUACCUUUCACCAACUAUGAAGAAGCUUUUGGCAUAUACCAACCUUUCAUUGCGAAUCAACGAAAGGCCGCCGACAUCGCGAAGAGGGAAUUUGAUAAGAUUGUCAUGGCCGAUCAUCCUGUCGUUGUUGAUUUCAACACAUUGGAUGGAUUUUUACUGAAACCAAUGCAACGCCUGGUCAAGUACCCGUUGCUGCUCAAGGAUCUACGAGAUAAAACAGGUGCAAAUGAAGAGACAAAGGCGGACCUAACUGCCGGAAUUGAAGCCGCAAAUCGCGUACUCAGGCAGGCCAACGAGGCUGUGGAUCGCGAGCUGAGAAAUGAAGCCUUGACAGAUCUGUGCGCGCGUGUAGAUGACUGGAAAAAUCAUCGAGUUGAUCAUUUUGGGGAAUUGCUACUCCACGGGCAUUUCCCGGUGGUCACAGGGAAAACCGAUGUUCAAAAAGAAUAUACGAUCUACCUUUUUGAACGCAUUCUGCUCUGCUGCAAAGAGAUCAAUCCAAACAAAUCAAAGGAUAAGCUCAUGGGAACUCAGAAGGACAAGAAGGACAAGAAGGAUAAGAAGAAGGAAAUGAACAAGAACGCAAAGCUCCAACUUAAAGGUCGGAUAUUCAUGACAAAUGUCACAGAAGUUCUGUCACUAGGAAAGCAAGGUUCCUACACAGUACAGAUUUUCUGGAAGGGAGACCCUGGUGUGGAAAACUUCAUCAUCCGAUUUUCUAACGAGGAGACUAUGAACAAAUGGUACGCAGGUAUUGACAACCAACGGAAGCAGCAAGCUGCCGCUGCUGCCCAAUCUGGCAGUAGUCCAGAUGGACCAGUCGCCGAUUUUGCUUGGAUCCGCGACCAAGCGGCCAUGAUGCCAAACCCUUACGCUCAGCAAGACGACGAUGACGACGACGAGGAUUACCCAGGACAACAGACUUCCCCAUAUCAGGGGCAGAAUGGGAUGCCUCGGAAUACAUCUAGUACGAGUCUCCGAUCAAGAUCGACGACUGGUGAAAGUCAACAGUCCUUGGCCGGGAUAGCACGAGCACCACCUCCACGUUUCCCCAUAGGGUUUGUGAGUCCUCCUCUCAGCUUACAAACAACAAUGUCAUCUUCAACUGCGCCUUCACCGGGUCAGCGAGGUGGCGAUUCAUAUUUCUCUCCAACGGAGUCGCCGGCGUCCUCAGCAAGAACCAGCACGGCUUCCUCGGUGUUCCCCUUCCCACGUCAAGGGACACCACAGAGUGGCUGGGAGGAUCCCACAAACCGGUACACCGCUCCAGCUCUCGCACGAGCACCGUCAAGGGAUAGUUCAACGUCGGCAAACGCAUACCAGAUGAACGGCCGGACACCUCAACGGCCAUCUCUUCCGGCUAUGGCAACAGGAUCGUCUCAGGGUAGUGUAGCCCAGCAGCGUGGCCGGUCUUUCAGUACUCCCGAUAUCAAUGGCCAGAAUGGAAGCCGCCGCUUGCCCAACGGACUCCCCAGUGGACCCGUUCCCGCUGUCCCGGGUAUUCCUUCUCAUCUACAGCAUCCAGCUUAUGAUAUUAGUAUUCCACGAUCUGCUAAUAAUUCGCCUAAUGGGGGGCCCGUGAGAUCAAGCACACAAUCACCAGGAAGUCAACGAGAACGUCAGCAAGCACAAUACCCCAACGUUCCCCAGUACAAGCGGGCAAACACAAACCCUAUUCAGAUGGUUCCAGAUAAUCGAGCAACAUCUCCACCACCGAGUAGCGCCAUGUCGGGAGACAGCGAUAUGGGGUUACCAACCCAGUUGAAGGUAAAGGUCAAUUGUGACGGGAAUUAUGUUACAUUAGUGGUAGCGUUCAACAUAACGUAUCAGUCUCUUAUUGAUCGAAUCGAUGCCAAAGUGGGACGAUUUUCCAACAACGCCAUCGCUCGGGGGACGAUGAGAUUAAGAUACCGUGAUGAGGAUGGAGACUUCGUUACGAUUGAGUCGGAUGACGAUAUACAAAUCGCCUUCCAAGAGUGGCGGGAAGCGCAGAAGCUUCAAUACCACGCUGGACAGCUUGGUGAAAUCGAGUUGUUCUGUCUCAGCGUGGAUAACAACUAG